ACUUGCCCCUUCCCCAAGUUCCAUCAGUACUUUCAGAAUCCUUAAUCCGUUUACCCAAAGAACAAAUUUCAAAAACUUCCGAUUCCUUUGCACAUGGCGGCCAGAACGGCUAGGCUUGCGAGGUCAGCCUAUGCUACUAUGAACGUCGGAAAGAGUGGCUACUCCGCUCUUAAUCACAGUCGUCCCUUUCUGCCUCGCGCCGCUGAACUAUCUGGUGCGACAAUGGCUUCGAACGGUAUUUCUUCGGUUGCUUAUUCACCGACCGGAGUCACGGACGGCGUAUCAGACUAUGAUGCUAAGCCUGUCAAGUUCUUGAAUGGCGUCGAGAAGGGUUCACGUCGUCUGUUUCACUCCUCUACUCCUUCGUACUCUGCUUCUGCGGGCUCCUCUAAGGUUGAUCAGUCAGAGUUCACUGAGAUGGCAUGGGAGGGAAUUGUCGGGGCGGUUGAUGCAGCACGUCUUAGCAAACAACAAGUGGUGGAAACCGAACAUUUAAUGAAAGCACUUCUAGAGCAAAAGGAUGGUUUGGCUCGUAGAAUAUUCACCAAAGCGAGCAUUGACAAUACUUCAGUCUUACAGGCCACAGAUGACUUCAUCCGACAGCAACCUAAGGUUAUAGGUGACACCAGUGGCCCCAUAAUAGGUUCACAUCUUCAGUCUCUCAUAGACAAUGCUAGGAAACAUAAAAAGGAGUUGGGUGACGACUUCUUAUCAGUGGAACACCUGUUAUUAGCAUUUCUGAACGAUAAAAGGUUUGGUCAGCAGUUAUUGAAGAACCUACAACUUGGUGAGAAGGAACUGAAAGACGCUGUCCAAGCUGUUUGCGGAAAUCAAAGAGUUACUGACCAGAAUCCUGAAGGCAAAUACGAGGCACUAGACAAAUAUGGGAAUGACUUGACUGAACUUGCUAGGCGUGGUAAACUUGAUCCUGUUAUAGGUCGGGAUGAUGAAAUUCGGCGCUGUAUCCAGAUAUUAUCAAGGAGAACAAAAAACAAUCCUGUUAUCAUUGGUGAGCCUGGUGUUGGGAAAACUGCAAUUGCUGAAGGGUUAGCUCAAAGAAUUGUGCGAGGAGAUGUUCCUGAACCUCUAUUGAAUCGGAAGUUGAUCUCUCUGGAUAUGGGUUCAUUAGUUGCGGGUGCUAAAUUCCGUGGAGAUUUUGAGGAAAGACUGAAAGCUGUCUUGAAGGAAGUCACUGCUUCAAAUGGGCAGAUUGUUUUGUUUAUCGAUGAGAUUCACACUGUUGUUGGGGCUGGGGCUACGGGUGGUGCAAUGGAUGCUGGCAAUUUAUUAAAACCAAUGCUUGGACGAGGUGAGCUCCGUUGUAUUGGAGCAACCACAUUAAAUGAAUAUAGGAAAUACAUCGAAAAGGAUCCUGCUCUUGAGCGUAGAUUCCAGCAGGUGUUCUGUGGUCAGCCAUCUGUUGAAGACACAAUUUCUAUUCUUCGUGGGUUGCGUGAACGCUAUGAGCUGCAUCAUGGUGUUAAAAUAUCAGACAGUGCCCUUGUUUCAGCUGCAGUUCUUGCAGACCGAUACAUUACGGAGCGCUUUUUGCCGGACAAAGCCAUUGAUCUUGUAGAUGAAGCAGCAGCAAAGCUGAAAAUGGAGAUCACAUCUAAGCCCACUGAAUUGGAUGAGAUUGAUAGAGCAGUGCUGAAGUUAGAGAUGGAGAAACUCUCGCUUAAAAAUGACACUGAUAAAGCAUCUAAAGAACGGCUAAGCAAGCUGGAAAAUGAUCUAGAUUCGCUCAAACUGAAACAGAAAGAAUUCACAGAACAGUGGGAUCAUGAGAAGGCUCUUAUGACACAGAUUCGAUCAGUUAAAGAGGAGAUUGAUAGAGUCAACCUAGAGAUGGAAGCUGCUGAGCGUGAGUAUGAUUUGAAUCGUGCUGCUGAGCUCAAGUAUGGGACACUUAUAUCUCUUCAACGGAAGCUGGAGGAUGCUGAGAAAAACCUCUCUGAUUUCCAGAAGUCUGGCAAGUCACUGCUUCGAGAGGAGGUCACUGACCUUGACAUUGCUGAAAUUGUAAGCAAGUGGACUGGUAUACCACUGUCAAACCUGCAACAGUCCGAGAGAGACAAGUUAGUUUUGCUAGAGCAAGUUCUCCACAAGAGGGUUGUUGGUCAGGAUAUUGCUGUAAAAUCAGUGGCAGAUGCAAUCCGCCGAUCAAGGGCAGGGCUAUCAGACCCAAACAGGCCAAUAGCAAGCUUCAUGUUCAUGGGCCCCACUGGUGUUGGUAAGACAGAGCUUGCGAAAGCUCUUGCAGGUUAUUUAUUCAACACGGAGAAUGCACUUGUUAGGAUCGACAUGAGUGAGUACAUGGAAAAGCAUGCAGUUUCACGCCUGGUUGGUGCUCCUCCUGGUUAUGUUGGUUAUGAGGAAGGUGGGCAGCUGACUGAAGUGGUUCGCCGAAGACCAUAUUCUGUGGUCUUGUUUGAUGAGAUGGAAAAGGCACAUCAUGAUGUGUUCAACAUUCUAUUACAGCUGUUGGAUGAUGGAAGGAUUACUGAUUCACAAGGAAGGACUGUUAGUUUUACAAAUUGUGUUGUUAUAAUGACAUCGAACAUUGGGUCCCACCAUAUCCUUGAAACUCUAAGCAACACGCAGGGUACUAAGGAUGCAGUGUAUGAUAUGAUGAAAAGACAGGUUGUGGAGUUGGCAAGACAAACUUUUCGCCCAGAGUUCAUGAAUCGUAUUGAUGAGUAUAUCGUUUUCCAACCUCUGGACGCCAAAGAAAUUAGUAGGAUUGUGGAAAUACAGCUGAACCGUUUGAAAGAUAGGCUUAAACAGAAGAAGAUUGAUCUUCAGUAUACUGAGGAAGCUGUUGAGUUAUUGGGCACAUUGGGCUUUGACCCCAACUUUGGAGCAAGGCCUGUCAAGAGAGUUAUACAGCAGAUGGUCGAAAAUGAAAUUGCUUUGGGUGUCUUAAGAGGAGAGUUCAAGGAUGAAGAAUCGAUCAUUGUUGAUGCUGAUACAUCUCCAUCAGCUAAGGACCUUCUUCCUCAAAACAGACUGGUCAUCAAGAAACUAAAAAAUGGUUCUUUUGUGGAUGCCAUGGUGGCCAAUGAUUAAUACUGCAUUUUCUGAACCGUAAAUUCGAGUAGUAGAUUUGGUUAAUCCCUUGCACUGAUAUUCUCACCACUCAUUUACAGCUUCCAGAUUGAAUUGUAGAAAUAUGGGAGCCUAUAGUUAUCGAGAGACUGCUCUUGUUCAUAUCUUCUUUUUUUUU
Telopea speciosissima is the source of this 3226-nucleotide messenger RNA. Its product is annotated as chaperone protein ClpB3, mitochondrial. Gene Ontology annotation, molecular function: ATP binding; ATP hydrolysis activity. The record is from RefSeq and is a predicted model, not a curated record. Lineage: Eukaryota; Viridiplantae; Streptophyta; Magnoliopsida; Proteales; Proteaceae. Gene Ontology annotation, cellular component: cytoplasm. Gene Ontology annotation, biological process: cellular response to heat; protein refolding. The transcript has 10 exons. The coding region runs from base 94 to 3069 and encodes 991 amino acids.